Molecule: messenger RNA, 1272 nt
Organism: Striga hermonthica
Lineage: Eukaryota; Viridiplantae; Streptophyta; Magnoliopsida; Lamiales; Orobanchaceae
Source: the annotation of a GenBank genome assembly
AUGGUGGCGGAAGAAGGCGAAACGCCGAGAAGCCCAGAAGCAAAGCUGGGGAUGCAAGUAGAGGAUUUGUGGGAUGUGCAAGAGCCUCAGCUCAGCCCUACUGAGAAGCUCAACGCUUGCUUUGAGAGCAUCCCUGUUUCUGCUUUCCCUCCUGCACCUUCUUCACAAGUUAUUGAGAUAAGAUCAGACACGAGCCUGGCCGAGGCUGUCAAGUUACUGGCGAGGCACAAAGUCCUUAGUGCCCCUGUUGUGGAUGUAAAUGCACCUGACGACGCCAGCUGGAUCGACCGAUACAUUGGUGUCGUUGAGUUUGCGGGCAUUGUUGUGUGGAUUUUGCAUCAGUCUGAAAAGAUGGAAGCUGAGUCCCUGUUUGAUUCAUCCAUGAACGGGGACUCGGGGGUUGAUGUGGGCCCUGCUGUUGCUGCUGCAGCAGCCAGUGGAAUGUGUUCGCCCAGGUUCAAAAGUCGCCACCCGGACUCCCCCACUGCCACCUGUGGCCACUUCUUUGAGACUCUUACUUCAUCUGAUUUCUACAAGAAUACCAAGGUGGGGGAUAUAGCAGGAACUUUUCGCUGGGCCCCAUUUCUGGCUUUGCAGAAGGCCAACUCGUUUCUGACUAUGCUCCUAUUGCUGUCUAAAUACCGUAUGAAGAGUGUCCCUGUUGUUGAUUUGGGGGAAGCAAAGAUUGACAAUAUCAUCACUCAAAGUGCCGUUAUUCACAUGCUCGAAGAAUGUGCGGGUCUUCACUGGUUCGAGAGCUGGGGUUCCAAAAGGCUCUUUGAACUGGGACUUCCUCUCAUGAAAUCUCGCCACAUAAUAAAGGUGAAUGAGGAUGAGCCCGUGCUUCAGGCAUUCAAACUAAUGCGGCAAAACGGAGUUGGAGGUGUGCCUGUGGUUGCAAACGGUGGAAAUAAGGCAAUCGGCAACAUAAGCAUCCGAGAUAUUCAAUUCCUUCUCAUGGCACCUGAGAUCUACAAGGAGUACAGAUCAAUCACUGCCAAGAACUUCCUGGCGGCAGUGAGAAGGCAUCUGGAGGAGCAACAGAAUGAGUCCCCAUUGGUGACGUGCAUGAAGGACGAUACCCUGAAACAAGUGAUUAUCAAGCUCGACUCCAUGAAGAUCCACCGCAUAUACGUGGUUGACGAGGCCGGGAAUCUGGAAGGAGUUAUCACCCUCAGGGACAUAAUAUCAAAGCUCGUUCACGAGCCGAGAGGUUAUUUUGGGGAUUUCUUUGAUGGUGUCUUGCCACUGCCUGCCAAUAGCAGGGUCUGA